Molecule: messenger RNA, 1444 nt
Organism: Prunus persica (peach)
Lineage: Eukaryota; Viridiplantae; Streptophyta; Magnoliopsida; Rosales; Rosaceae
Product: IST1 homolog
Exons: 6
Coding region: 262-1212 (316 amino acids)
Biological process (GO): protein transport
Source: RefSeq, a predicted model, not a curated record
UAUUGAAGAUUUAGAGCUGUCAUCCGAGUAUAAGUAAAAAUUGGUUGAAAAAAGGGAGGCACUGAUCCAGCAGAGUUGGUACAUAAAAAACGAAAACUUGAACGCUAUGCCAAACGGAGCUUGACCCAGAAGUUGAAGAAAAGUAGCUGAUUUUCGGCAAUUGUUCCCCCAGAAACUAUAAAUCGUAGUCUGAAAGGGCUUCAUUAAGCGAUCGAGAUUAUCUACAAGAGGCUCAUCGUCUUCAUUAGGCAUCCAUCAUCCAUGUCUCUCUUAAACCAGCUUUUCAACAGAGGCGUUUUUGGCACAAAGUGCAAAACAUGUUUGAACUUGGCUAUUUCACGCAUGAAAUUGCUGCAAAACAAGAGAGAUGUGCAGCUCAAACACAUGCGCAAGGAAAUUGCGCAAUUUUUGCAGGCUGGCCAAGAAGCAAUAGCUCGAAUUCGGGUGGAGCAUGUUAUACGAGAGCAAGACAUAUGGGCUGCGUAUGAGAUAUUGGAGCUGUUCUGUGAAUUUGUCCUUGCACGUGUUCCCAUUAUUGAAAGCCAGAGGGAGUGUCCACCAGAAUUACGAGAAGCUAUAUCAAGUAUAAUUUUUGCUUCCCCAAGAUGUUCAGAAGUUCCAGAUUUAUUGCAGAUCAAGAAUUUGUUUACAGCAAAAUAUGGAAAGGAAUUUGUAUCAGCUGCGUCUGAGCUUCGUCCUGAUUCUGGGGUCAACCGAACUAUAAUUGAGAAGCUUUCAGUUAGUGCUCCAUCUGGAGAGGCCAGGCUUAGGGUCUUGAAGGAAAUUGCACAAGAGUACAAUCUGAAUUGGGAUUCUUCUAAUACUGAAGCAGAAUUCAGUAAAACGCAUGAGGAUCUGCUGGGUGGAUCCAAGCACGUAAGUGGUGGAGCAGCACCUUCUCAAGCUCCGGCAAAACAAGGCUCUUUUAGUUCUUCACCUUCUAAUGGGGCACACUCUAUUGUGGCUGCAGAUAUUAAACAAGAACCUAAGUACCUUCAUGCUCCAAGACCUUUAAGGGAGACACACACAUCAUACACUAAUGAGAUUCAACCAUCGAUUAAUGAUGAUAAAGCGGCAGCAGUUAGUGAUACCAAAAGGGAGACAAGACCAAAAUCAUCUGAGAUCCUGGAGAGAGCUCGAGCUGCCAUUGCUUCUGCUGAGCGUGCAUCUGCUGCUGCCCGUUCCGCUGCAGAGCUGGUUAAGUCCUUGUAGUGCUCAAAUGAAUAAUUGGAUCAAGGUGCACAGCAGGAACAGCACAUAAGAAAGCAUACGUCACACCAUGGAAUACACUUUCCAAUAGUUUUUAAAGAAGGUGCUGAGGAUUAUACUGUAUUGACGAAUAUGAUCAUUUGUAUAUCUUGUAUCUUGUGAUGGUCAAGAACUCAUUUGUUUUUCUCUAACAUUCACCAACUGUUAUCUAUUGCAAUCUCUUUUCUUGAACUUA